Molecule: messenger RNA, 2304 nt
Organism: Cordyceps fumosorosea ARSEF 2679
Lineage: Eukaryota; Fungi; Ascomycota; Sordariomycetes; Hypocreales; Cordycipitaceae
Product: AP-3 adaptor complex subunit beta
Exons: 3
Coding region: 1-2304 (767 amino acids)
Biological process (GO): intracellular protein transport; vesicle-mediated transport
Cellular component (GO): membrane coat
Source: RefSeq, a predicted model, not a curated record
AUGGAGUCGAUAUCGCGAAUAUCAAGCCUCAUGGAGGCCGCGAGGGAGCUCACUCUCGAUGCCGCCCAGGCUACUCGAGGCAGUCGCACGAGCUCCCGCCUGCUCGACCGCAACCAGAUGCGAAAGCUGCUCGACAGCCGAAACGAUCGCGACGUGCUCGAGGGCCUGCGCCGUGUCAUAGCUAUGAUGUACAGGAACCAAAAGACCCUUCCCUUCUUCUCCUCGGUCGUCAAGAACGUCGCAUCGCCCAACAUCGAAAUCAAGAAGCUCGUGUACAUCUACCUCAUCCACCAUGCCGAGCAGGAACCCGACCUUGCCCUCCUCUCCAUCAACACCAUCCAAAAGUCCCUCUCCGAUGCCAACCCCCAGGUCCGCGCCCUGGCCCUCAAGACCAUGUCUGGCAUCCGCGUCCCCGUCAUCAGCCAGAUCGUCUCACUCGCCAUCAAGAAGGGCAUCGCCGACAUGAGCCCCGUCGUCCGCAAGGCCGCAGCCCUCGCAAUCCCCAAGUGCUACCGACUCGACCCAAGCCAAGCGCCCCAGCUCACCGACUACCUGUCCACCCUGCUCGGGGACAAGCAAUACUUUGUCGCCGGCGCAGCUGUUGCCGCGUUUCUGGAAAUGUGCCCCGAUAGGAUCGAUCUGAUCCACAAGCACUACCGUGGCCUGGUCCGCAAGAUUGUCGACAUGGAUGAAUGGAGCCAGCUGGCCAUGCUACGACUAAUGAGCUUUUACGCGAGGCGAUGCUUUCCCAGACCAAAGAACGGAGCGUCGAAACCGAAACUUAAAACCCCUGCUUCUGCAGAUGAUUUCUACAGCGAGUCAAAAUCCGAGGAGGCUGAUGCCGGCAUGAAUAUCGACCCCGAUCUGCGCAUGCUGCUGAAUGCUGUUCGCCCUCUCCUACAAAGUCGUAACUCUGGCGUGGUGGUUGCCGUCACCAGGUGCUAUGUUGAAAUUGGCACUGCCGAAUAUGUCAAACUCGCCGUUGGUCCUCUUGUUGCACUAAUGCGAGGCGCCCAGGAUAUCCAGCAGCUCGCACUGUAUAACAUCGUCUCCGUGUGUUUGAUGCGACCGAAAGAUUUCGUCAAGUACUCCAGCCACUUCCUGGUUCGAGCAACAGAUUCGGCUCCAGUGUGGGAGCUCAAGCUCGAGGUCUUGACCCUUAUCUUUCCUCACAGCCCACCACACAUAAAGAGCCUUAUUCUCAAAGAACUAGAGCACUUUUCACAAGGCACAAAUAAAGCUCUUGUGCAAGACGCCGUGCGCGCUAUUGGUCGAUGUGCACAAUCCGAUGCCACCACAUCACCUCGCUGUUUGAAACUUCUUCUAAGCCAAAUUACGAGUCUCGACGGCACACUUGCCGCCGAGUCGCUCACCGUUAUUCGGCAUCUGAUUCAGCAGAAUCCCGACAGCCAUGUUGGCACCGUUGUGCGCCUGGCCAGAAACUUAGACUCGGCCACUGACCCUCAAGCUAGGGCAACCAUCAUCUGGCUGGUUGGCGAAUUCUCUGGUCUAGAUGGAGAAGACAACAUCGCACCAGAUGUUCUGCGAAUCCUUUUGAAAGAAUUUGCCCACGAAUCAGAAGUUGCCAAGAGACAGAUCGUCCUGCUUGGUGCCAAAGUGCACCUUCAUCACAUUAAUCACCGCAAUGAGGCUCAGAAAACCGAGAACGCGGAGGGCGACGUUCCUCAAACAUUCGAGACGCAUCCCAUUGAGCGCCUCUGGGACUACUUGAUGAUCCUUGUGAGAUAUGAUACAUCUUACGAUCUACGUGACCGCGCAAGAAUGUAUAGGUCACUUCUCUCCGUACCGCAGCUUGCCACCUUGAUGCUCCUUGCGCCAAAGCCUGCACCCCAGGCACCAAGUCCAUCGGAAUCUCGGAAGGGAUUCCCACUGGGCUCCUCGACGCUCGUCCUCGAAGGAGGCGGUGGUCUUCACGGGCUGAACGGCUACGAGACGCUCCCAGAUUGGGUCACGCCCGGCAAAGAGCCUGAUCCAAGACUGCGCGAGCAGGACGAGGGACAGUAUUCGCGAUAUGAUAACGAUAGAGGUCCUGCGCCUGCUGGUCAAGCUCUAGACGAAGCAGCACGAGCCGCACCGAGCAGGUCGAACGGCGUUGCGGAGGGGUUGGGUUCCAAGACGCUGGAUGAUUGGCUCGCGGAGGGCGACGAGGAGGACAGCGGCGAGACAGAAGAGGAAAGUGAAGAGGAGACCGAAGAAGAGGAAUCGGAAGAGGAAGAAGAGGAGGAUGAAGAGGGGGAGGAAAGUGACGAUGACGGAGAGGAAGCUAAUUUGGUCAAGGCAUGA